UUGAACCGGAAGUACAUUAAACAGCAUGGCGGACAAAAACAAACCGGAGGAAAUGGAACGCAUAGGUGCAAGCAAUACCAGCAAUGUGGAAGAGAAAAAACUUAAUCCAGAAGUUGGAGGGGAUACAAAAACACUUUCUUAUGUAUCUCAAUCCGUUCCGGUUUCUUUUAAAAUGCCAAGCUUACCGGUUUUGCAUCAAAGUAAACACGACACCCAUGACACGACGAAAUCAAAAUCACAUGUAAAUCUUUCAAACGUAAUGUCAACGUCGAUUGAUCCCAAUGAAGACGACACCAAGCCUAAAUGUGACCAACAGGAAAUUUACACAGAUUCAUCUGACAACUCUCCCGUAGUACCACAGGAAAACUCUACGGAAGAUACAAGUAAUGGGACUGAUGUAGAUAAAAUCAUUCCAAAUAAUACUAAAGUCAAUAAAUCCACUGUUACUGCAAGGAAAGAUGAUCAAGUAACCUUAAAGAAAAGUGCACUUUCUCCUGCAGAAAAACUUAAGCAAACACAGGUGGUAAUUCCGUAUAAGGAGCCAAGUUGGAGUGGUCUGCCAGAGGACAAGUAUUCGUUCGAUGUCCUCAAGAAUGGCACAAUAGUAUCUACUAUAGACCUAGAGAAACCAUAUUAUGUUUUUGGUAGACUUCCUAGCUGUGAUGUUACAAUGGAGCAUCCUUCACUGUCGCGAUACCAUGCAGUCGUGCAAUACUGUAAGGGAAACCCAGACGAGGGACGGGAGAGGGGAUGGUAUCUUUAUGAUCUUGACAGUACACAUGGAACGUGGAUAAACAAGCACAAGACUUAUCCAAACAAGUAUUACAGAAUACGCGUUGGGCACAUGGUGAAAUUUGGAGGAAGUACUCGGCUCCAUAUUUUACAAGGUCCAGAUGAAGACAUAGAAGAAGAGUCAGAUUUGACACCUUCAGAAAUGAAGGAACAGCGAGAAAAACAGAAACGAGAAGCAGAGAUUCUACGACAGGCAGAGAUAGCUGCAGAGGAACAGAAACUAGAGGAAAUGAAGAGAAUUGAGGAAGCUAGGGGAUGCUCUUGGGGCAUGGGUGAUGAUGCUGCUGAGGAAGAGGAUGAGGAGGACAAGGGAGAAAGUGCAAUGGAACAAGCACUGAAUAUUCUUACUCCAGAAAGUGAAGCUCUCUACAUUAAUGACCCAAAGAAAGCUCUAAAAGGAUACUUUGAAAGAGAAGGUUGUGAAGAACCUGAGUAUGAGGUGGUAGAUGCUGGAAAGGGGAAAUUCAAGUGUACAGUGGAGUUACCAGUAGAUACAGCAUCUGGGGAGCCCAUGGUUGCUGAGGCAGUUGUGUCUGGAAAGAAGAAGGAUGCUGUGGUGCAGUGUGCUCUGGAGGCCUGCAGAAUUCUGGACAAACAGGGACUACUAAGGGCAUCCAAACAUGAGAGUAGGAAGAAGAAAAAGAAAAACUGGGCUGAUGACGAUUUCUAUGACAGUGAUGAUGAUACAUAUCUCGACCGAACUGGAGACAUAGAGAAAAAACGGAAACAGAGAAUGAAUAAGGCUGGGAAGAGUGAAGAAGGGGCACAGACUUAUGACACUUUGAUCGAAAAGCACCAGAAAAUCCUCAAAGAAAUUGAAGAAAUAGAGGCCAAACUGGACAAGGCUAAAGCAGAGGCUGCUGCAGCCAUGGCAGAGGGAGAAGUGGAUGCUCUUGAUGCAUACAUGUCUGCCAUUAAAUCUGGCAUGAUGGAUACCAAAACCAAAAUGAAGCUGAAACGUCAACUCAUGGAUCUGAAACAAGAAGAACAGAAAGUACGCAAACUUGUCAACAUUGCUAAACCUGCCACGAUGCCUGAACUAAAAAGACCAGAUCCAGUGAAGAAGGCUGAUGUUAAAGGACUUCCUGCAUUUGGAAAAAUAAAAAGUUUACAAAAAGUCAUAAAAAAGCCUUCAGCACCUGCGAACAAUCCUUUGAGUUUCGACAAUAGAAUGAAAGAGGUGGAAGAGGAAGAAGAGGAGGAAGAAGAAGAGGAAGAAAGAGCAAACGAUAUUUCAAAAGAAAAACAAAAUAUGAAAAGUCUCAGACUCUGACAUCAAGAAUGAUUCUCGUGCUGCAAUAUCUGUGAUAAAGACUGUAACAAAAUCUUCAGAGAUAAAGGGUCCACAGCGACCCCCAGUGUCACUACUGACACAGCACAGGGAUGUCGAGGUGAAGGACACAUUAGAGGGUGCUGGGAGUGUUGAGGCUAUUCCCCUCCAGACACAGGACAAUAUAGACUCGAAGGAUGUUAUUAGUGAUGUAUCACAAGUGUCAAAAGAAGCCGUGAGUGUUGAUCAGCUGACGAUACAUGUAAAGAGACAACACAAAUCAGGAACAACAGAU
Pecten maximus is the source of this 2357-nucleotide messenger RNA. RefSeq names its product kanadaptin-like. The transcript is spliced from 10 exons. Gene Ontology annotation, molecular function: mRNA binding; RNA endonuclease activity producing 5'-phosphomonoesters, hydrolytic mechanism; protein binding. Bases 26 to 2065 code for a protein of 679 amino acids. Lineage: Eukaryota; Metazoa; Mollusca; Bivalvia; Pectinida; Pectinidae. The record is from RefSeq and is a predicted model, not a curated record.